AUGGCUUGUUUGCCGGUAACUAUUGUUAUCGUAGCGUUAUCUGCAGCACUUGUUAUAAAGCAUGCUCAAGCAGUAUGCUGUCACACUGUUAACGACGUAUUCUGUGGAGACUGUAGCGAAACGUAUACAUAUUGCGGGGUAGGUUGGUGCAACCUUUUCGGUUGUGCCUGCCAAGGUGGCUGCAAAUCCGGAUGCGCCGAUAUCAAAGUAGUGGUGUCCGGGGGCUGGUUUCCAUCAUCUACAUGCGAGUGCCUAAACAAGAGAUCGCUGGCACGUCCCUUGUCUAAACAUGUCGUUAACCCCAGAGACGUAUUCAGAAACAUUGACAUUGACGGAGAUAAUCACAUUUCCAAGGACGAAUUCCUGGAUGCAGUUGUGAAGUUCCACGGUGCCAAAAGAUCUGCACUGAAUUUCGAUGAAGAAUUUGUCAAGAUGGACUUAAAUGGAGACAACUUGAUCGAUUUUGAUGAGUUCGACGGUGGUUACUGA
Messenger RNA from Lingula anatina, 489 nucleotides. RefSeq lists its product as uncharacterized. The record is from RefSeq and is a predicted model, not a curated record. NCBI's taxonomy places the organism in Eukaryota, Metazoa, Brachiopoda, Lingulata, Lingulida, Lingulidae.